CCUGGAGGUGACGAUCGCAGGCUGCCCGCGCGCGGCGUACGCGCGCUCCCGCCGCUUGGGAGCGAGCACGUCAGCCCAGGGGCGCGCGCGCGGCUGGCAGCUCCUCGGCGCGGAGGAGGGGACGCCGCGAGAGGGUCAUCAGACUUUCAUGUGUGUCGGCCAGUUCUGAAAUCUUGAAGGAGCUCUGCAUUAAGGAAGAUCAAAGAAGCAGUCUUUGCAAAUUAGGGAAUGGACCGUUUGGGUUCCUUUAGCAGUGACCCCUCUGAUAAGCCACCUUGCCGAGGCUGCUCCUCCUACCUCAUGGAGCCUUACAUCAAGUGUGCUGAAUGUGGGCCACCUCCUUUUUUCCUCUGCUUACAGUGUUUCACUCGAGGAUUUGAGUACAAGAAACAUCAAAGUGAUCAUACUUAUGAAAUAAUGACCUCAGAUUUUCCUGUUCUUGACCCCAGCUGGACUGCUCAAGAAGAAAUGGCCCUUUUAGAAGCUGUGAUGGAUUGUGGCUUUGGAAAUUGGCAAGAUGUAGCCAACCAGAUGUGUACCAAGACCAAGGAAGAGUGUGAGAAGCACUAUAUGAAACAUUUCAUCAAUAACCCUCUGUUUGCAUCUACCCUGCUGAACCUGAAGCAAGCAGAGGAGGCAAAAACAGCUGACACAGCCAUUCCAUUUCACUCUACAGAUGACCCUCCCCGGCCUACCUUUGACUCCUUGCUUUCUCGGGACAUGGCAGGAUACAUGCCAGCUCGAGCAGAUUUCAUUGAGGAGUUUGACAAUUAUGCAGAAUGGGACUUGAGAGACAUCGAUUUUGUUGAAGAUGACUCGGACAUUUUACAUGCUCUGAAGAUGGCUGUAGUCGAUAUCUAUCAUUCCAGGUUAAAGGAGAGACAAAGGCGGAAAAAAAUUAUAAGAGACCAUGGAUUAAUCAACCUUAGAAAGUUUCAGUUAAUGGAACGGCGGUAUCCCAAGGAGGUCCAGGACCUUUAUGAAACAAUGAGGAGAUUUGCAAGAAUUGUGGGGCCAGUGGAGCAUGACAAGUUCAUUGAAAGCCAUGCACUGGAAUUUGAACUCCGAAGGGAAAUCAAAAGGCUCCAGGAAUAUAGGACAGCAGGCAUUACCAAUUUUUGUAGUGCCCGAACCUACGAUCACCUCAAGAAGACUCGAGAGGAGGAGCGCCUUAAACGCACCAUGCUCUCCGAAGUUCUCCAGUACAUCCAGGACAGCAGUGCUUGCCAGCAGUGGCUCCGCCGGCAGGCUGACAUUGAUUCUGGCCUGAGUCCUUCCAUUCCGAUGGCUUCAAAUUCAGGUAGACGAAGUGCACCACCCUUGAACCUCACUGGCCUCCCUGGCACAGAGAAACUGAAUGAGAAAGAAAAGGAGCUCUGUCAGAUGGUGAGAUUGGUCCCAGGAGCCUAUUUAGAAUACAAAUCUGCUCUGUUGAAUGAAUGUAACAAGCAAGGAGGCUUGAGACUGGCACAGGCAAGAGCACUCAUCAAGAUAGAUGUGAACAAAACCCGGAAAAUCUAUGAUUUCCUCAUCCGAGAAGGAUACAUCACUAAAGCCUGAGGCUCUAAAAGCUUAGGAUCAGAAAUCACAAGUUUGCAGCGUGGUGGGCCAAGGGACAGUGUGGGCAUUCAGGGGAGUUUCAUUUUCAGCUGAAUUCUCAUUUUAAAAAAAGGGGAAGGACAAAGGAAGCCUGAAGUUGUAUUAUGUCUACUUUCUUCUCCACCCUGCUUUAAAACACUCCUGUUGUUAGUAUUGUACUGCAGCUAUGUGCUAGAUAAGCUAUUAUUAAAUGUGAGUGGGCAUUCAUUCCUAACUCCUCUUGUAACUAAAACAAGAACCAUAGUACCUCACAUCACAGUGUUGGUAGAAAUAGAACUAAAUCAGUCUUUAGUCCCAGGAGUCCAGCUCAGAUCAUUGUACUUGGGAAGUUGGCUUUUUGAUUAUCUGUUUUGCCCUCAAACAUUACAGACAGAUUUAAAAUAAAGAGAAGGGUUAUAGAGCAUGAGAAAGCUUUCUCUUUCCUUCUGAGAUGUUUUUAAGCUGACAACAACAUUUAUGAGCUAAGGGGAGGAAAAUCUCGUCAUCGUGGUCUUGUCCCAAACUGUGUCUUUAAUAUCUGGCUUUGUACUUUUCAGUUUGUCUAAUCUGCAGUAGACUUUUGAGGAGGUGGUACUGGAUAUAAAAUGUCUCUUGUUAUUUUUAGAACUAAUGGAUUAAAAUGUUUUGCUACUUAAUUUGUGGUUGUGUCAAAUAUUCUGGUAACUACAGCACACUUAGGGUGUUGGAUGCCAGCCUCGUCACGCUGCUCUGUCUCUGCUAACGUGUGUCCUGGACUCACUCUGUUCUUACCCUGGUUUCCCUGGAUACCAGGCCCCUGAGGAUGAAGAUGAUGUAACCAACCUCAGCUUGCUUGGAUUGAGACCUGAGCCCUAAUUUCUCAAUGGUAAAAGGCUGGCCUGCAAUAAAAGCUACUUCUAAAACAAAAGUAAAGCAGUUUCAUACAUGGAACUCACUAGGUAUGAGGGUGAGUACCCCCACCACAUCUGAAACUUGGUCUUCAAAGCUUUCUACAGAAUACAAGUCCACACUUAGAGUCAUGGUUAUCUCAUUUCUGUUAGAAGCAAAACUGUGCAUCUAAAUAACUUAAUUGGCACAAAUUACACCUGUAGCUAAAUGAUUCUUUAGUUCUUUCAACAUUCAAAAUAAUCUAAUUAAAAUAUAUGCUUUGUUGGAAGUAUGGUCAAACUUUUUAACUGAUGUAAAAUUGCAUUAUAAUUGCUUCUCCUAGGGAGUUACAAAUGAAAAGGAAACUCCUAGAAUGUAAGGAAAUUAGAAUGAAAAGACUUAAAUCCUUAAAAAGUGUGGCUUGUGGAAAUGGUUUCUUUUCCUUGCAUAGUCCUCUCUUACAAAACAUAUUCUACCACCAGUGUUACCCCUAGUUGGUUAUAAAGGGAUUGCUUCCUAUCCCUGAAAGGUAAUUCCUGUUCUGAAAAUUUGGGAUGCAUUGGACAUCAGUGACAGAAGAUGACUGUUGCAGUCUGAAAAGUCCUUGAUCUUGAUUAAGGAAGGCUUCCUGGGAGAGGUGAGCUUUGAGGCAGUGAUAAUAAGAUCAAGAGAGAGAGAGAAAAUGGCAGAUGGGAAUGGGAGACAGUUCUAGACACAGCGGGUGGAGGAGGAUGUGGAGGCAGCAGUGGGGUAAGGAAAAUGGUGCCAAGAGAUUGAGGCUGGCUGGGACACGGGGGCAGCUUUGGUAGUUAGGAGUGGGAGGAUGGCAGGACCAUCUGAUAGAAUCCUUGGAACCAGCUGAACUUCAAACUGAUUGGGGAAUCAGGUUCGACGAGGAAAAUGGCAUGGUUGAAAAUAGUGAUAGAAAAAUAAGACUAAUUUCAAAUGACUGGAUUUUAGUGAGAUUAUUAUUUGGGUAAACCCAAUUUUGCAAAAUUUAAGGCCUAGGAUCCCUAGUGGAUUUCUCAAAGAUCAAGCCAUAUUUUGCGUGAGGAGUACUCAAGGUGAGUCACUGAGGUGCUGUCUUUUUGCACUCAUAAUAGAAAAGCACUUGCUGAUACAUUUGAUGUGGCUACCUUAAGUACGUUAUUUCUUUGUGUUCUUAUCCCCAAAGGAAGGCCCUUACUAUUAAAAAUCCAGAGCUAGCACAGGCUUUUCAAGAUGAUUCCAUCCUUCCCCUUUGCUGCUAGACAGGAUUGACCAUAAACCAACUAUACUAAUAGAGUUCUUAGUUCAGAUCAUCUCAGAAGAGAGGGAGUUUACUCUGAAACUCAACAAUAUAAAUAAAGAUCUUUUCCUGUUAUUUUUUAUUGCAAUUUAAAGUUUUAGUGGAAUUUUACACAUAUCCUCUGUCAGGGUAGGAAACAGAACAAAUUUCUUUUUGUAAAGUGACCCUUUGCUGUGCUGAGAGACCUAGACUGCCUGCCUCUCAAGGCCAACUAACUACUAAUAGUUUCUCUUCUUGGGCUCCAGUUUUCAUCCUUUAAUUGUUUAUGACUCACCCACCCCCUGCUUUUAAGUUUGAACUCAGUGAAUUAACCAGUCUUUGUUGAGAGAUAAGAACAAGCUUCCCAGUUUUGAGUAAUGAAAUCAUUAGCUUGUGGUUAGCUGGAAAGGGGAGAAGAGCAAUGACACUGAUCAAUAACAAAUUCCAGGUGGUACAUCAUUCUGACCUUUGGAAAUAUGUAGAUAAGUCGUAAGAGAACUAAAAUUUCCAGUGUGAAGGAUCAGAGGCCCAAGUUAUAAACAGAAGCUUAGAAAAAUUUGUUCAUAUUUGCUCCAAAACACGUUUCCACUGGUCUUUAAGCAGGAAAGUGGUACUUUGUUCUGAAUAGCAUUCUGAAACCUCACACAUCCAUGUUUAAGAAUGUCUUUAUGGGUACCUUCUAGAUGUAUAUUGUACUGUUAACACAAAAAGCUUUUCCACAACGUAUAUGUACCUGCCUAUUUGUUUAAUUCCUAAAAAUUAAAGUUUGAUUCAAGAAA
Messenger RNA from Manis pentadactyla (Chinese pangolin), 4491 nucleotides. It is a transcript of the gene TADA2A, whose product is annotated as transcriptional adaptor 2A. Gene Ontology annotation, cellular component: nucleus; SAGA-type complex. Lineage: Eukaryota; Metazoa; Chordata; Mammalia; Pholidota; Manidae. Bases 229 to 1560 code for a protein of 443 amino acids. The transcript has 16 exons. Gene Ontology annotation, biological process: chromatin remodeling; regulation of transcription by RNA polymerase II. The record is from RefSeq and is a predicted model, not a curated record. Gene Ontology annotation, molecular function: protein binding; chromatin binding; zinc ion binding.